Pseudogymnoascus verrucosus is the source of this 4000-nucleotide messenger RNA. RefSeq lists its product as uncharacterized. Bases 606 to 3611 code for a protein of 1001 amino acids. NCBI's taxonomy places the organism in Eukaryota, Fungi, Ascomycota, Leotiomycetes, Thelebolales, Thelebolaceae. The transcript has a single exon. The record is from RefSeq and is a predicted model, not a curated record.
AGGAGUCAUACAGCCCAUGGCUGUGCAUACGUCCAAUACGUCCAGUGCAUACCAUGCUAACUACUGCUGUGCUCAACCGAAGCCACCAAGUACUUGUGUGGCUUCUGUUUCAUUUCGCCGUUCUCCUUCCUUAAAUAUAUUUUCUCCACACCUUUCGGCUGACCCCACGAUCAGGCUGUGUACGUACGUGCGCCUGCUUGCUCGUGCCUUGGUCCUUUUUCCUCUUGCGUUUGUCGUCCCUUCAACUCAAAGUAUAUUUCAUUCAGUCAAGUGUGUCCAUGUUCAUAUUUCUAUAUACCUGUUAGUAUCCCAAGUUGAAAAGUUGUCAAUUAGGCGGCCCCAUCCUUACCGUGAGGGCAACCCCCCUUCAGUGUACUGAAAUCCUCCCAACCCUCGAUGAAUUCCGAGCGCGACAACAUCUCCCACGAUAGCCUUGCGCGGCCGAGUUUCGAUCUCUCGUUAAGAGCGCAUUAUUCAUGAUUUAGUUUUACCAAGGCGCCGAAGAUUAAUUAUAUAUAUCGAAGCUCAAGCACCGCCGUCGUCGCUCAACCCACCGGCGGCUUUAUCGUCUUCGAUGCAUAGCACUUUCGAAACUUGACUUGCCGAUGGCUCACUCUGCCCACAUUGCCAAUACUCCACUCUUGAAUAGCCGUUAUGGCGAUAGACCUGCCGCCAGGCAGCCGUCACAAAAGCUGCCCACGGGCGCUUGCAAUUAUACAAACCUGAGCAUUGGCAAUAACGCAAAAUGCGGUUGUCAGCGCUUUUGCGACCGGUCGGAAUACUCGGCCGGGUCGAUAAAUGCGGAUGGAGAACUCGAGGUUGAGAAGGUGGGUUGGUGCAUGUGCGAGCACCAUGCAUGUUUCCAUGAAGUUGGAAAGCCGGCGGAUGAAGUCGCUCUGAUGCCUAUCCGAUCUCGACAAACCUCACACGGAGGCGACUCGUCGCUCCCGAGCACGUACAGGGACCCUCCUAAAGCCCCAAGUAUCUCUUUGCAACGAGCAGCCCCAGUGAGCUUCAAUAAUGGGACACAAGCCGGGAAGCAACUGCCAACUCCUGGCGUGGACACCGAGACCGGCCCUCCAAGAAGUGAUACAGGAACCCCCGGACCGAACUUCAUUCCCCAGGAUACUGGGCUCCCUCCUAUUCCAUCGCAGUGUUUGCUGUCCUCAAAUAUGAACUUGAGUGCUCUUGUGGGAGCACCGCUUUCGUUUAGAUCGGCAGCAUCUCGCGAGGAGCUCAGAGCGAGCACUGGAUUGAUACAUGACUGGAUUCCUCACCCCAUCCAGGCCGGCUCAUAUAACGAAAGCCUAACCGAUGCUGCAUCGCCUUUAUCUGGAUACCUAGAGAAUGCCGAAUUUCAUGACAAGCUUAUGACAGUGGAGACCGAGAAGAGCGGCGCAUCGCAGACAAACCUGGGUCAGAAACCAUCGUCUCAGGGAAUGGACCUAUUGGUCUCCACAAACGAAAACGACGAACGCCUCACGUCUGUCGUAGCCCAGUCCGAGAUGGAUGUUGUCAAUUCUACUCCCAAUUUCCAUCAAAUUUUACCAUACGUUUCGGAUAUUCACAAACAUUAUGCGGUUAAGCCAACAUUGAAAGACACUUUGCAGAACCAUGAAGACCGUCUUGAUCACUUGGAGAAUGCUACCCAUAGCUGUGCAGCUCCAACCGACGCUGGGAAUUGUGACUGUGACUGCGACUUGCUUAGCCAUAAGCAUGAGAAAAUAGAGUGCCGGAUGGACCGUAUCGAGAAGGCUCUCUCUACCAAGCGAUUCCAGGAACUUGGUCUUGCUGGCCGUGGCAAUGGGUCAGUGACGUCGGAUAAUUCGACCGUGAUGACCUCUACGGGCCACGCGGAAAUGUAUUCCCGGAUUGACUCACGUAUCGAGGCCUUGGAGUUUCGCCUAGGUGAUCUUGAUAACGCCAUGCCUCCGUCGGCGACCAAUCCAUGGGAGUUUGAGGUCAUAUUUCUACCAUACGGACUUGACAUGAAUCGAGUAUGGUCUCGAACGGGCAACCCCACGCAAAGAAAUGCCUGGAGUACGCAAGACACAUCAUCUCCCCAUAUGUUAAUGGGAGCACUGUCUCAACGGUUUUUCAGCAAGGCGGCCACAGAAAACUCCUGGGAGCACAUACUAGAAAAAUCCCAGCCAACAUCAACUGUUUUCUCGGCAAGGGCUUGCGGCAUAGAGAGUGUGGUCGACAAGCGACUGCGCAGCAGAGGCCUUGUGAGGACAAUCCAUGUUAAAGGCCCGGAUGCCCAGCACGUUCAGUUUGCCAUGUUUGAAGCAUUUGAAGAUAUACUUCAAACUAUGUCUUCUGGUAUCAGCUCACCCUCGAAAAUCCCGAAACCUCUUCGGCGGUACCGCGAAGCUCUUGGUACAUCAUGGAUCCCAUUGCGGAAAUUACACAAGGACUCGCAACUGCGAUUCUUAGAAACCUCCGAGAUGCUGACGCCAACACUGUGGACUGCAUCCUUCCUCGCGGAAGUAUCUAUGCAACAGUCUAAUAUAAGGCGCCUUUACAUAACAAAUAAAGACGGCUAUGUUCAAAACGGAUCCGCGGGUUGGACAUGGCAGAAGAUUAGGCAUCUGCCUCUAUUCAACGAGGGAAGCAAUUCCGCAGCAAGCAGCGACGAUGGCUUUCAAGCAAGCAGUAGCUUCAAGCCCAGCCAAAUCCAAAUCCAUGAGCCACACUGGCACUGGGACGAAAGGCUAGAUGGACCGGUUGUUCAUCAAACCGUUACCACACAGCAGCUGUCUCUCGCCAUCAUUACAGCACCAGAAUCCGAUGAGGGUCAAGCUUCCCCAACUUCUAGUACAUCGUCUUCUGAGUACUCGCCUCCACUUCGGUCGCGCACACCUGCCUCCGAGGCCUUUGGACAGCCUAUAUCGCCACUCACCGAACGCAAUUUAGCCCGCCCGAUCCAUGGCCGUACAACAUCCAUGCCAAUCACUGUCCCGAUCAACUUCCGACCCUCACCGGGGAGCCAAGGCAAACGCCGUAUUACGUCUUUCGAGCUUCAACAUGAGCGAGUGACCCACUCGCCCUCCCCUUUCGCCCCGAGACACUCCUAUAGCUUCUCGGCGAAGCGCCAGCGUACUCAAUCACCCAACCGUCCGCGUGACACCCCUCGCUGGAGCGCCGAGCCCCCUAGCCCUUACGUCUUUGAGGAGGAGCGAGAGCAUAAGAGAGGGAUGACGCCAUUCGCGUAUGCUACACCUCACAGCAAUGCACCUUAUAUUUAUAACGAUAGACGGUCUAUGAGCAACGUCCCGAAUGACUGGGGCAUCGACAUCGGCAACGAAGACAGCCCUACGGAUGAAUUUGAGACCGAUGACAACAAUAAUGAAGAUUAUAUGUCGGAUACGGACCAGGCUUACCAGCAUGAGGAGGAAGACUGGGAAGGCGUCAACGAAUUAACGGCCGAUCAAGUUAAGAUGGAAGAGGAGGACGACAAUAAUAUCGAGGCUAGGGCGUUCUCAGAUGACGAUGAAGACGCAGUGAGUGAUACGAGUAGCACGCCCAGCGAGUACCCGAGCACCCAGCCGUUGGCGAAAUAUUCUGGAAAGAAGGGAACGUUUGAGAUUCAUGUUGAUGAGGAGAAGUGAUGUAUGAGUCUGAACUGGUAGGCACUGACUGGUUGUGGUUUUGGCCAGGAGGCAUUCAGGGGCCACAAAAAACGGGGGCGUCAUGCUCAGGGCGUUUAAGGGUGAAGCUUGGUAGCCACCGUGAGAGGCCAUUAGAUUGCCGGUGCGAUAUUCGCCUCGUAGCUCUCCACUAUCUUGUAUAGAUAACAGAAAUAUCUCAAAAUAAUUUCGUACUCUUUUUGCUGUGUUGACAGUGCGUACAAUGCAAUGGUGGUGGUGUUGAAGCUUGGCUGUAGCCCAUGAAUGUGUCAGAUGUGGGACCCGAGCUUAUCCGCUAGGUCACGAUGAUGACGCCGAAAACCCCGCGACAAUUUUGACAAUUCUGACAAGAUACACACAACAACGAUGGG